Molecule: messenger RNA, 5666 nt
Organism: Mus pahari (shrew mouse)
Lineage: Eukaryota; Metazoa; Chordata; Mammalia; Rodentia; Muridae
Gene: Ano6
Product: anoctamin 6
Exons: 21
Coding region: 142-2940 (932 amino acids)
Biological process (GO): calcium activated phosphatidylcholine scrambling; calcium activated phosphatidylserine scrambling; chloride transmembrane transport
Cellular component (GO): plasma membrane
Molecular function (GO): protein dimerization activity; chloride channel activity
Source: RefSeq, a predicted model, not a curated record
GCAGGCUGAGCAGCUCCUGCUGAAGGAGGGCGCGGGCGGAGCGCAGAGGGGCAGUGCCGAGAGGGCUGAGCGGAGCUUGCGGCCCGAGCCGAGCGGAACCGAGCGGAGCCGAGAGCAGCCGAGCGACGGUCUCGGGGAGACAUGCAGAUGAUGACUAGGAAGGUCCUGCUGAACAUGGAGCUGGAGGAGGACGACGAUGAGGAUGGAGAUAUUGGUGAUGUUCCUGACUCCAGGAGACCUUUUCUGGCUCCUCAUACUCCUCUACCAUCCGGUCUGGUGCUGGAAAACUUUGACCAGACAAUUGUCUGCCCCACCUUUGGAUCACUGGAGAAUCAGCAGGACUUCCGGACUCCAGAGUUUGAAGAAUACAACGGGAAGCCCGACUCCCUUUUUUUCACCGACGGCCAGAGGCGCAUUGACUUCAUCCUCGUGUACGAAGAUGAGAGCAAAAAGGAGAACAAUAAGAAAGGGACAAAUGAGAAACAGAAGAGGAAAAGACAAGCUUAUGAAUCUAACCUCAUCUGCCAUGGCCUGCAGCUGGAAGCAACAAGAUCUGUUUCUGAUGACAAGCUUGUGUUCGUGAAAGUGCACGCGCCCUGGGAAGUGCUGUGCACCUAUGCUGAGAUCAUGCACAUCAAACUCCCGCUAAAGCCAAACGACCUGAAAACACGCUCGCCCUUUGGCAACCUCAACUGGUUCACCAAGGUCCUCCGGGUGAACGAGAGUGUCAUCAAGCCAGAGCAGGAGUUCUUCACCGCCCCAUUUGAGAAGAGCCGAAUGAAUGAUUUCUACAUCGUCGAUAGAGAUUCCUUCUUCAACCCUGCCACCAGAAGCCGCAUUGUUUAUUUCAUCCUUUCUCGGGUCAAAUACCAAGUGAUGAACAACGUUAACAAAUUUGGGAUUAAUAGACUGGUCAGUUCUGGAAUCUACAAAGCAGCGUUCCCUCUGCACGACUGCAGAUUCAACUAUGAGUCGGGGGACAUCAGUUGUCCUAGCGAGCGUUACCUCUUGUACAGGGAAUGGGCUCACCCUCGGAGUAUAUACAAGAAACAGCCCUUGGAUCUUAUCAGGAAGUAUUACGGAGAGAAGAUUGGAAUCUACUUUGCUUGGCUGGGCUAUUACACGCAGAUGCUCCUUCUGGCAGCUGUGGUGGGCGUGGCCUGCUUCCUCUAUGGGUUUCUUGAUCAGGAUAACUGCACUUGGAGCAAAGAGGUCUGCGAUCCUGACAUCGGCGGCCAGAUCCUGAUGUGCCCCCAGUGUGACAGGCUGUGUCCGUUCUGGAGGCUGAAUAUCACCUGUGAAUCUUCUAAGAAAUUGUGCAUCUUUGACAGUUUUGGAACCCUGGUCUUCGCUGUAUUUAUGGGAGUGUGGGUUACAUUGUUUUUGGAGUUUUGGAAGCGACGCCAGGCAGAACUUGAGUAUGAAUGGGACACUGUUGAGCUACAACAAGAGGAACAGGCCCGGCCGGAGUAUGAGGCCCAGUGCAAUCACGUGGUGAUAAACGAGAUCACUCAGGAGGAGGAACGCAUCCCAUUCACCACCUGUGGGAAGUGUAUCCGGAUCACCCUGUGUGCCAGCGCUGUCUUCUUCUGGAUCCUGCUCAUCAUCGCCUCUGUGAUCGGGAUCAUUGUCUACAGGCUGUCCGUGUUCAUCGUGUUUUCCACAACGCUUCCCAAGAACCCCAACGGGACAGACCCGAUCCAGAAGUACCUGACCCCACAGAUGGCCACAUCCAUCACAGCCUCCAUCAUCAGCUUCAUCAUCAUCAUGAUCCUCAAUACCAUCUACGAGAAGGUGGCCAUCAUGAUCACCAACUUCGAGCUCCCAAGGACCCAGACUGAUUAUGAGAACAGCCUGACCAUGAAGAUGUUCUUGUUCCAGUUUGUCAACUACUACUCCUCGUGCUUCUACAUCGCAUUCUUCAAGGGCAAAUUCGUGGGCUAUCCCGGGGACCCGGUAUACUUGCUGGGCAAAUACAGAAACGAAGAGUGUGACCCGGGGGGCUGCCUCCUUGAACUGACUACACAGCUGACGAUCAUCAUGGGGGGAAAGGCAAUCUGGAAUAACAUACAAGAAGUCUUGCUCCCAUGGAUUAUGAAUCUAAUUGGACGAUAUAAAAGAGUCUCGGGAUCAGAAACGAUAACCCCACGAUGGGAACAGGAUUACCAUCUGCAGCCCAUGGGCAAGCUGGGAUUGUUCUAUGAGUAUCUUGAAAUGAUUAUUCAGUUUGGGUUCGUCACUUUAUUUGUGGCCUCUUUCCCACUGGCUCCCCUGCUGGCUCUGGUGAACAAUAUUUUGGAAAUAAGAGUGGACGCGUGGAAGCUCACAACUCAGUUUAGACGUAUGGUGCCAGAAAAAGCCCAGGAUAUCGGCGCGUGGCAGCCCAUCAUGCAAGGAAUAGCCAUCCUGGCCGUGGUGACCAACGCCAUGAUCAUUGCCUUCACAUCAGACAUGAUCCCCCGCCUGGUGUAUUAUUGGUCCUUCUCCAUCCCUCCCUAUGGGGACCACACUUACUACACCAUGGACGGCUACAUCAACAACACUCUUUCUGUCUUCAACAUCACGGACUUCAAGAAUACAGACAAAGAAAACCCAUACAUUGGGCUUGGAAACUAUACCUUGUGCAGGUACCGUGACUUCCGAAACCCACCGGGGCACCCACAAGAGUAUAAACACAACAUCUACUACUGGCACGUGAUUGCCGCCAAGCUGGCCUUCAUCAUUGUCAUGGAGCAUAUCAUCUACUCUGUGAAGUUCUUCAUUUCCUACGCAAUUCCGGAUGUGUCAAAUAUCACGAAAAGCAAGAUCAAGAGGGAGAAAUACCUCACGCAGAAGCUGCUUCACGAGAGUCACCUCAAAGACCUGACCAAAAACAUGGGGCUCAUCGCCGAGAGGAUUGGAGGAACGGUUGACAACAGCGUGCGGCCAAAACUCGAAUGAGCGGGAGCGUUAGGCCGAGAGAAGCACUUUAAAGAUAAUUAGCUGUCAGACAUGUGCGAAUCACUAGAGAGGAUGACAUUGGAGUCUUCCCCGUGCCCAUUUCUGCCUGCCUGCGUCGUCUUCCAGUUUCAGCUAGCAGUGCGGGAACUGGAGAACGGAAAACUUUGAUCAGGCAGCGCCUAACACCACCUACCUGGAGGACCUGAAUGUGCUCCCUCUUUUGAUAAAUUGGAACUUUAGUAACAGAUAAAAGCCCCAAGGUGUGCCCAAGUCCUCCCCGGGGACUUUGCUUUUCUGACCUCACGUGUGCAGAGCUCCUUUUCUGUGCUUAAUUUUGCAUUUUGCCAAAUCUAUCCCAGACCUAUUUUGUCCGGACAGCACCAUCACCAAAGACCAGGCAGACCUCAGCCUUAAUCGCCUAUCAACAAUUGCCAGCUCAGGAUUGAGUUAGGAUGCUGUGUUAGGUCCCAGGUAGACUCAAGAGUUCACAGUAUUUCAGUGUCUUACUGUACACUCCAAGGAAGGAGACUCCGCUGCGUAUGAAACAGCUUCUGUAUCGUUUCAGCCUGUAUUUCCACCUCCAAGAAAUACUCGUCUUAGAUUGGCAUGAAGAUGGAGGGUAUUGAAUGAUGAAGCCUGUCCCUGAUACUCCACGGUGACAGACACCUGCUCUCUAGCAAUACUCCCAGCAUGCUCUAGGCCUGACCAACGUUGACUGGCUUCAGAUCUUAAGGGAGUAAGAUGAAAAGGUAGUAGCUCUUGUUGAUCUGAACAGUUAAUUUAUCUCUUCUUGGUAGAUGAUAAUCAAAUGAUUGUAACUGUAUCGUCCUCAGCAUUAUGGGCCGGGGAGCCCAUCUACUUCAUGAGAACAGACUUAGCAGAUGCAGAAAGGUGGCACUACCAAUCACCAAGCGCCUUCUGCCUCUCUCGCUGAAAAAGGCUGGUGGCCUGACGACACUGGGCGUCGUCAGAGCAACAGCCAGCAACCCAAUCACUAGCCAUAUCCUGUGAUCCCUCUGUGGCUGAUGUCACUCACUAGGAACCCUACCGACUUCUCAGCUUGCCAAGGUGACCAGCUUCCUUCCCCGGCUCCGUUCAUUUCCUAGGCCUGCUAACUCAUGUGUAAUCACGGCUGUGCUGGAGACAAGUCUACCCAGAUUGUUGCCCUUUGAGGAAGGAAACCCUGGGUUGAAUCUGAACCCCAAGCCUCCUCUCGGGCCAUCAGGGGGUUAUGGGAAAGGCUGGUUUAUCUCUUGAAGGCUUGCUGCGAAGCCUCAGCUUCCUAGCGCCUUGGCCUCCCUGUUGGUUGGCUGGGCAGUCUCUCUGCAGCCCGUGCUCCGCUUCUCCUCCAGUCCAUCUGAAGGAGACAUGGCGAUACCUCACACCCUUGACUGAUACCGGAGGUCAGUGCUGGGUGAAGAAGGGAGGACCUGCCUCACAUUGUUUGGGGAUCGGGCUGCUGCUGACUGGAUGGGGGUGGAAUGCCUCGGGGCCUAGGAGCCAAGCCAAGGAGAGUGAGCGGUUUUAGAGACUGCCUUCUCAACGCCCGUGGUAUUAAAUGCCCACCACGAAUGAUUUACUAGAGAAUCAACAUGAUUGAUCAAAGCAGUGUCCUGGGCUUUUGAGUGCCCAGGUGGUCAGUGUGGGAGUAUUUCCCUCCUCCCUUGUACUGGGAGUCCAGGGCCCGCCAUACAGUGUCUAUCUGUGCUGAGAUAAAAAUGACUGCCCUCCUCAGUGAGGGAUGUUCUCACUGCACAGCUAAAACCAAGUGCCACCCCUUGCCCCACGCCCCAGACUACCCUGCUCCCUCUGUUACCUCUUUUUCCAGAGCCCGUGCUCACUUCCUAAGGACGGGGAAGUACUCCCACUUAACACCAUAGAAAAGGGAAAACUUCCCUCGCAUAACCCUUCCCUUCCUUUCUUUGUAGACACAAAGAAAAAUGUCAAAUAAAAAGUGCAUUUAUUCACCUAUAUUCCCGAGCCAAGAACUCCCUUCACAAAGUGGAAAAUACCACUGUGGACAGGAGGAGGAGGAAAAAAGCCUUCCUUUUCUGAAAGGAGUACUCAUGGCAUCUGAUGCUACCAGAAUGCUGAACCACAGCAAGGUUGCUGUAGGCUCCCAAUGGCGUCAGUGUCAUUCCUGUGUGGCCUGUGCCAAGUUGGUGAUGGUUAGGAACAGGGGACACCUUCGGAGACAGUGAGGUAGACCCCAGGCCCAGGAAAACCAAGGGCAUGACUGGCCACCCACCUGUCUAGCAUGAACCACUAGAGAAGUUCUAUCCUUUCAUAAUGCCUUUGCAUUUUAAUGGAUUAACUCGGUAGACCCGGUUCUCAGGGGAUUUUUCUUUAAAUGUUCCUCGGAUGUUUUUAGGUAUCCUAUUAGAAGUAGAAGUCCACAAUUUGUCUUGAAAUUAAACGAGGCCUUCUGAUAAUGAGUUUGUCAAGUUUCCCCUUCGCAGGGCACGUGGGUCUUGAGUUUCAUAGGACAUCCGUUUGUGAUGGGGGCAGAGCGGGGUGUGUUGGUCUCACCGGACUUGUAUGUUCGUUCCUACUAUGUUUGAGAAGUGGAGACAGUGCAGAGCUCAGCUGAAGAGGGACUGAAAUUUGUGAUGCUUCCCGUACACUGUGUCCCCAGUGUAAUGUUUGUAACUGAUGUCUGUUAAUUUCUAUGAAUUUUAAUAUUUUUUAAUUAAUGAGCAUUUUAAUAAAAUCAGUUUUACAAACAA